This is a messenger RNA of Volvox carteri f. nagariensis, 1172 nucleotides long. RefSeq lists its product as uncharacterized. The transcript has 4 exons. Lineage: Eukaryota; Viridiplantae; Chlorophyta; Chlorophyceae; Chlamydomonadales; Volvocaceae. The coding region runs from base 139 to 501 and encodes 120 amino acids. The record is from RefSeq and is a predicted model, not a curated record.
CAUUAGGGCAUUGAAUCAUUGAUUUGCAUGCAACGCACAAGGUUAACAAGUGUAUAUUGUCGGCUUAUAGCCUUCAAAGCAGGUGCCAGGUCGGAGACUUAACCCCCUUUCUUCAGGCAAAGCAGCAGCAGAUACAACAUGGCCUACAACUUGUACCAGGUGCAGAUGUCGAACGCCUGGGCCGAGCGUAUCAACAAGGAGAUGGCCCAGGCAGAAAAGUUCUGGAAUCAGCAGGUGCAGCAACUGGAGAAGUCAGGGCCCGGUCCACGACUCGGGGUUGCACCAAGCGAGGUCUUCGUAGGUGAAGCUAUGGAAGCUCGGUCUAUGGCGGGAGAAUCAGCUCAUGCGCGCUCAGCCGCACCGACAGGCUUCACUUCGAAAACAGCGUUCCUCCGCUCUCGGAUGGAGAAGCUUGAAGCUGAGCUGCUAGCUGAGCGAGAGUCGCGGAGGAAGGUGGAAGAGGACCUGCAGCAGCUGCGGACAAGCAUGAAGCGCCGCUGAGGCUGCCAUGACAUUACGGGCGCCCUGCUGUUUCACAAGUUUCAUUAGAUUUGUGCAUGGAUGUGCUGUCUUAAUGUGGCAGUAGAGACCAUUACCCCUUAACCCUAGGAUGCUGCCGCGCCUGGUGUGCAGAGAUGUGCUGGGGUAAUUGCCCUUGGCAGGAGUUAGAGAGUUUAGCUUCCGAUGGCUACAAAAAACAGAGCAUCAUAAGCUCGGAUGCUCUUGUCUGGCGUAGGUAGACAUGUAUUAAUUAGUUCAAUAUGCUGGAAAGCUGUACGGAACGCUGUCCACGUUGUAUUUCACGUGCUUGAGGGGUGUAUGUAUGUACUGCGAAUAGUUAUUAGCCGUCAGGCAUUAAACAUGGCAGAGUUGUGGCCUGUGACCUUUUCUGUGACUCGGUUACGAGUACAUGUGACGACCUGUUAGACAAGUGUAUAUGCUUUGGGCAGUAGGUCAUGGUAGGUCUUUCGCCAUGUGUCCUGUAUCCUUUCAGGGUCCACCCACCGACCCAUGCAUGGGUUUACUCCGUACUCUAGGUUACUGUUGGUGGUGGCGAUGGUUUACGCUGAUGCAUGGGCUGUGAUUUCGCUCGCUAUGACGGAAACCUGUUUUAUUGCACAUACUGAAAUCUCAUCAUUCAAUGUGCAAUUCUUUGUAAUUGUGACAGACUU